Messenger RNA from Pseudovirgaria hyperparasitica, 2745 nucleotides. RefSeq lists its product as uncharacterized. Gene Ontology annotation, cellular component: cell periphery; cell septum. The record is from RefSeq and is a predicted model, not a curated record. The coding region runs from base 1 to 2745 and encodes 914 amino acids. The transcript is spliced from 4 exons. Gene Ontology annotation, molecular function: chitin synthase activity. Lineage: Eukaryota; Fungi; Ascomycota; Dothideomycetes; Acrospermales; Acrospermaceae.
AUGGAUCCACGCCAACACGAUGGCCGCUCGCCUUCUCCAGGUCGCCCCUUGCAAAGCUACCAGCUUGAAGACCGUCCUUAUAUGCCUCAAGAACCUCCACUAGAGAUCCCCAUGGGUCCUGGGACGCCUGGGGAUAGGUUACAGGUACAGCCAACAUAUUCAGUCGAGAAUGUCAGCAACACAUACGGUCAUAACGAGCAAUAUAAUGACGACCACCACUACUCACCUCACCAAUACCGCCCGAAUAACGACUACGCCCUCUCACCCGAAGAGCACCACGAUGCUUAUUACAAUCAGUCUUACAAUCCCGCGCCGCAUGGGGGCGAUCCUUAUUGGCAGGACGAUGAUCACCGUCCUAUGUUGCAACCAGACAACGCAUACGGGCCUGAUCCUCAUUCAGGACUGAGUCCUCAUGAUCACCCAGAAAAUCCAUUUCAGGAUGAGCCACGUCCUACACCAAGUCCGGCGCCGAUCAAGAGAUGGAAGACGGUCAAAGAGGUGCAACUGUUCAAGGGCAACCUUGUGCUCGACUGUCCGAUUCCACCAAGACUGCUCAAUCAAGUUGAACAUGCGCAACCUCCCGAGCGUGACGAGUUUACUCACAUGAGAUACUCUGCUGCGACGUGUGACCCAGCCGACUUCUACAACGAACGUUUUACUUUACGCCAGAAACUGUUUGCCAAACCCCGCCACACCGAGCUAUUCAUCGUUAUAACCAUGUACAACGAAGAGGACGAACUCUUCGCACGGACUAUGAUGGGUGUGAUAAAGAACGUGGAGCAUAUGAAUUCGCGCAAUCAGAGUAAGACUUGGGGUAAAGAUUCUUGGAAGAAGAUUGUGGUAUGUGUCGUAAGCGACGGUCGUGCGAAGAUAAACCCUCGCACUCGUGCUCUUUUGGCUGCUAUGGGUGUAUACCAAGACGGUAUUGCCAAGGAGGCUGUGAACGGCAAGGCAGUGACAGCGCAUAUCUACGAAUACACGACGCAGAUGAACCUGGAGAUCAAGAAGGGCAUAGUUAACGUCAAGAAGGGGAACACACCCGUGCAGAUGCUAUUCUGCUUGAAAGAGAUAAACCAGAAGAAAAUCAAUUCGCAUCGCUGGUUCUUCCAGGCAUUUGGUAGUGUUCUGGACCCGAAUAUCUGUGUCCUGAUCGAUGCUGGUACCAAGCCAGGAAAGGACUCAAUUUACCACCUCUGGAAGGCUUUCGAUUUAGAGCCAAUGUGCGCGGGCGCCUGCGGUGAGAUCAAGGCUAUGCUAGAGCACGGCAAAAAGCUACUCAAUCCUCUUGUCGCGACACAGAAUUUCGAAUACAAGAUGAGCAAUAUUCUUGACAAGCCUUUGGAGUCAGCUUUUGGGUUCAUCUCCGUUCUUCCGGGAGCUUUCUCAGCAUAUCGCUAUGUGGCUCUGCAAAAUGACAAAAGUGGAAAUGGCCCACUCGAGAAGUAUUUUGCGGGCGAGAAGAUGCACGGUGCGAAUGCUGGUGUAUUCACAGCCAAUAUGUAUCUGGCAGAAGAUAGAAUUCUGUGUUUUGAGCUGGUAUCGAAGCGCAAUUGCCACUGGAUCCUACAGUAUGUCAAAUCGGCUACGGGUGAAACGGACGUCCCGACAGAGAUGGCCGACUUCAUCCUUCAGCGUCGACGAUGGUUGAAUGGUAGUUUCUUUGCUGCAGUAUACGCUCUUGCCCAUGCCCUUCAAAUAUUCAGGAGUGGCCACUCCUUCCUCAGGAAGAUGAUGUUCUUGGUAGAAUUUUUCUAUCAAACCGUUAGCAUGAUCUUUGCUUGGUUUGCAAUUGGUAAUUUUUUCUUGGUAUUCCACAUCCUAACCAACUCUCUCGGUGACGAUGCGUUUUUGGGCACUGCCGGCCGCAUAUUGGCUGUUAUCUUUGAAUGGACUUACAUCGCUGUCCUCAUAACUUGCUUCAUACUGGCCCUCGGUAACAGACCUCAAGGGUCUAACAAGCUUUAUAUGAGCAUGGUGUACUUCUGGGUCAUCAUCAUGGCCUAUCUCAUGUUCGCGUCGAUCUUCAUAACCGUAAGAUCCAUUCAAGAGGAAACCAAGGAUGGCAGUUUCAAGUUCGGUGACAUCUUCACGAACCCUUUAUUCUACACUCUAAUCGUCUCCCUUCUGUCGACCUACGUCCUCUACCUGCUCGUAUCCUUUAUAUUCUUCGACCCGUGGCAUAUGUUCACAUCAUUCUUCCAGUACCUGCUCCUGACGCCAACUUAUAUAAACAUCCUGAACGUCUACGCAUUCUGUAACACCCACGAUAUCUCAUGGGGUACUAAAGGCGAUGAUAAAGCGGAAAAACUACCGUCAGUCACGGUCAAGGCGGAUGGUAAAGCAGAUAUCUCUGCACCUACAGAUGAUGCUGAUCUCAACUCUCAAUACGAGAAGGAAUUAAGACAAUUUGCAACAAAGUAUGAGGCCCCCAAGAAGAUCCCGACGCCCCAAGAUAAGCAAGAGGAUUACUACAAGGGUUUCCGUUCAGUUGUUGUUUUGUUGUGGAUGUUCUGCAACUUAGCUCUCUGUGCUGUUGUCCUUCAAACAGGGGGCUUAGAGAUUACUGUGUCAACCGGGGAAGACGCAGAUGCAGCUCAACAGAGGAAGGCCACGCUCUAUCUUGCCGUUAUUCUUUGGAGUGUAGCAGGCCUCAGCGCCUUCAGAUUCAUCGGUGCCAUGUGGUUUUUAAUCGUUAGGAUGGUAAGCUACACAAUCGGAACACUCGGGAAUUUUUCACUAACCUAG